UGGUGGACUGGCUGUGGAGGGAACUCAAACUUGUUCUACUCUUAUCCACAUUGUAUGUUCUAUUGUGGAGAGUUUGCAGAGGGGCGUGGCCCAGGAAUUGACGAGAACUAUUGGGGAAAAAGAAAUAGAUCCACAAUGUCACAAGCGUCACUUGCCGUGUUUCAACAAUCUGGAUCCUUUACCCAAUUUCCACAGCAAUCUCAACAAACCUUCCGUGAUCGGUCACAGCAGGGUAUUUCGGAUUGGUCACAACAUCAGGGAUUUGCAGAUCAGCACAGAAUUGUCCAUCCUCAGCCUCAGCAGAGACGCGAAACCUAUGGAGUUGACACAGCCUUUCAAAAUCAGAGAGAACAAAUCGCGUGGAAAAAUUAUGAACAAGCCUUGAGGCAAGCAAGGGGAGAUGUGCGAACAGACUAUCAACAUGGCGGUCAGCAAUCACGCUACCAACCACCUGUCUAUGUAAAGGCUGAUCAGCAACCGCAUUACCAACAGUCAAUCUCUGCUGGAGAUCAGCAAACACGUUAUCAGCAGUCAGUCUCCUCAAGUGGCGACCAUAGGACACAGUAUCAGCAGACAACCUCUCCAAACGCAAGAACCGUUGUGGUUACGAGAACCGGACCCGGUUAUAGAGACCAAGUAAGUCAUCUCUAA
Strongylus vulgaris is the source of this 651-nucleotide messenger RNA. NCBI's taxonomy places the organism in Eukaryota, Metazoa, Nematoda, Chromadorea, Rhabditida, Strongylidae. The record is from the annotation of a GenBank genome assembly.